AGGAAGCAUCUCUAUGUAGACUGUAGACGCUGGUAGAAAAAUAAACAUUCCGCUGGGAGAUUUUUGGAGCCGUUUGAAGAAAGUCCGAUGUUUGGGAGCAAUUAAAGAAUGGUUAAUAAUAUUCGAAGAAUUGUCAGUGAAUGACAUCGAGCAUUGUUAACAAGGGUGAAUGUACAUGGUCGUAUGGAGCAAAGCUUCAACGAAUGCAUAGAUCAAUUGCGUAAAAGAAGCAGACUUCUGCUGGCUCGGGUAGAACAGGACUCAAAGAGGGUUAAAGAAGAAUAUAAAAAAUUGUACUCACAGGCAUUAGCAUCAAGAGAAGAUCAUUGCACAGGCAACAGAAGGUCCUCGUGUGUCAAACAAAAUAUCAAAUCGUGGCAACUGAGAAAUGAUUCAAGCGGCGUUGGUGGAGCUUUGUGUCUAGACUAUAGCACAGACAGCUCUGAUCAAUCAUCUGCAUCGAUGCCUAAUUUAGCAGUAACUAGAAGAGUAGUGAUAUCAUCGAAGAAACAUUCCGAGUCGCAACAUUGCCUGAAAAAUGUGCACAGAAAGCCUGUGAGAGAAUGUUACUGCAAUCAUGAGGUGAAGAAGAUCCAGCCGAGGUCCACGAGGACUCAGCGGAAACCAGACCCAGGCUGCAAAUAUUGUAAAAGCCAUAUAGAAUUCAAGCCAGCAAUUGUCAGAGACAGCCCGAGAAGAUCGCUCGCGAGUCCUCCGAUCAGUUGCGAGACCUUGAGAAGGGUGCAGAGGAUAGACUAUGCUCCUAAGUCGCAGUUUCUGCGCAAUGUGCAGAGCAAGGUCUGCCUGCUACAAUCGGGAGACGGUCCUGGGACGUGUACCAGGUCGUCCUGUCACCGCAGAGACCAGCCUGAAGCUAAGAAAUCACAAAUUGAGACAACCUUGGCAAGGUCGAUAGACACCAGCGGCGAAGAACAAAAGACCCCGAAGCAGUCGAGGGAACAUAUAACCAAAAAGACGUUAACUUCUAAGAAGCCUGUACCUGACUCGAGUAAAACGAAAUCUAGUCCAAAAGAUUCAGCGAGGUGCAAAUCGUUGGCCCAGUCGCUUGGCAAGGUGUGUCACUGUUGCCACAACUGCCAAGCGCAUCAGCGAGACAAGAGUAUUAGGAGCAAAAACGAUAUUGACUCCGAAGAUUAUCAGCACACCGUAUGCGUCAGCAAUUUGGAUCAGGUUGGAAGCAAUGAAAAGAACAUCUCGGACAACGAACUAAGGGAGCUGAGGAAAUUCCGCGAACAGAACUACUUCGACACACACGGCUCCAGCCACACGCUGCAUUCGUCAAAAUCCUCGGGCUCCUUGGAACAGUACCUGCUGAACGAUCGGCUGUUUCCCGAACCAUGCAAGACUAUCCACAAGAAGGACCUAGUCGUGACAAUGCCGGCCUGCGCGACGCUACAGAGGAAACGAAUCCAUUAUUUUCCACGCUACAUCGUCCGCCAGGACAAGACCAACGGCAACAAGAAGAAGCGCUGCCAGUCUUGUCCUUUGACUGGCCACGCCAUCGACCUUGGCGUCACGAGGAUGAGACCGCCGUUGAACAGCCUGGCUUUGAAGUACCAAAAACGACUGCCUUGAUGAAGCAUGAUUAAUCAAAUAAUUACGGACUUCACACGCACACAUUUAUAGCACUUUAAAUCCUGGAUAAUGAUUGAAAUAAAAUCGUGUAUAGACGAAUCAAUGAA
Molecule: messenger RNA, 1703 nt
Organism: Megalopta genalis
Lineage: Eukaryota; Metazoa; Arthropoda; Insecta; Hymenoptera; Halictidae
Source: RefSeq, a predicted model, not a curated record